Molecule: messenger RNA, 1191 nt
Organism: Trichoderma harzianum CBS 226.95
Lineage: Eukaryota; Fungi; Ascomycota; Sordariomycetes; Hypocreales; Hypocreaceae
Exons: 2
Coding region: 1-1191 (396 amino acids)
Source: RefSeq, a predicted model, not a curated record
AUGCAAGUCGAGAGACGAGUGGGUGUGGACGUCGGCGCUACCAGAGGCACCAAAACCACUCUAGAUCAGAUUCAAUGGACUGCGUCUGCCGGUUUUGACUGGAUGGCGGGAGGAGGGAGAGGCUGGGAUGAAAACCAAUGGCGCGAUGCAUGGCCUUCCUCCCAAGCUCCCAAGCUUUGCGAGGGCUUGCUUGCACCACAACCAACCGACAUCGACAUCGACAUCGACAUCGACAUCGACAUCGACAUCGACAUGACCCAGUUCGACACCAACAUGUCUUCAACAAUCACAAAGACAGAGGCCGUGCUGCCCAAGGCACCCGCUCUACCUCCCAGAAGCGCCCUGAGGGCCUCAAGGCUGCUGGCCACCAUGCCUCAGAAGCUUUCAGGACACCGACCCGUCCUCACUCCCGCCGCCCCUCAUCUUCUCUACCUUUCAUCCGAAGAGGAUGUUUCUUCUUCAGCCGACGACUUCUCCGACUGCGACUACAGCUCCGACAGCGAGCAGGCGCAAGAGACACCCGAGCAGACAUCAACGUGCCAGGACAUUGCCCGCAAGGUUUCAGUGGUCUUCUCUGGAAAGGCCUGCAUCGUUCAGCUCUCCCGAAGAUCAAUAUCGCCAAGCUCAUCAACAAGCUGCGCCGCGAACGAGCUUACAAGGACGUCGACCGAGCCCAUCCUGAAGCACCGAAAGGCAUCUACUAGCUCUACGUCGUCGGCCAAGGGGUUUUCACAACACCCUCCCCGGUCAAGCAGCAUCAUGUCUCCCAUCAGCUUCGAGGGGGGCUCGCCCUCGUUCCUCAACAUUGAUCCGUUUGCGACAAAGUCGGAGCCCGAAGAGCCUGAACCCCAGCUCCGCAAGACGGCGCAAAUGUUCAAGAGGACGCUUAGCCUGGUCAGGAAGCGUAGCAGGCCUAACCUGAACCAGUCGGCGUCCCUGUCUCGAGAGGCUCUGUCAAUACAGACGCUGCCCAUGGAGCAGGUUGGUGAGGACAAGGAGGAGAACCACAGCACUCCCCGGAACGCGACAUCAAUACCGCCCUCGAUUUACCAGGACGUGAUGGCCUCCAGGAGGGCCAGCAGCUACUCAGCCACAACGCUAUCGCCGGUUAGCGAUGCGGCAUCCCCCCUGUCACCGACAAAACGAAUUCGCCAGGGCUUCUUGACUCGGCGACGAAGCAUCCGGGUAUGA